AUGGAGCCUCCGGUGCCGCCGCCUCAGGAGCAGCCGCCGCGCCCUCGCUCCCACACGGUCACCACCACCAGCAGCUCCUUCACCGCCAACCUGUCGGCCAGCUCCAGCACCCUCGCCUACGACAGGGAGUUCCUGCGGACCCUGCCCGGGCUCCUCAUGGUGACCGAGAUCGUAUUGGGGCUGCUGGUGUGGACCCUGAUUGCUGGAACAGAAUACUUUCUAUAUCCAGCCUUCGGCUGGGUGAUGUUUGUAGCUGUGUUUUACUGGGUUCUCACCGUCUUCUUUCUGAUCAUCUACAUGACAAUGACCUACACCAGGAUCCCCCAGGUGCCAUGGACCACGGUGGGUCUGUGCUUUAAUGGAAGUGCUUUCAUUUUAUACCUCAUUGCUGCCAUUGUAGACGCAUCUUCAGUUACCAAAGAACUGGACAGUCACAAUUACAACAGCUGGGCAGCUUCUUCAUUCUUUGCCUUCGUGGUUACGUCCUGCUAUGCUGGAAAUACGUAUUUUAGCUUUAUAUCUUGGCGAUCACGAACUCUGCAGUAAAUAUUUUGUUAAAAAGAAUUCUGUAGUAUAAAGUAUCUUGAGGAUUAUACUCUUUUGACAAAAGCUUGGAAGAGGGAUGAGGUCUUUUUGAACAUUUCUAUUAGAAUUGACACUGUAUUUUAAGCUGAGAUUAAAAUGAUUAUUUAUAAUACAGUAUCAUCUUUAGAGACAUCUAACACUGACUUUGUACUAUAUAAUAAAAUUUCGUACUGCUUAAUUUUAAAAUUAACAUGGUAUUUUUCUAGACAUUGUAUAGAUGUUACUACUAAAGCUUUAAUAAAUCUUACUCGGACAAUGUGCCAAUUUUGUAAAUGUAAUUUUCUAGAUGUUACAGGUAUACUUUUGAUACUGAAUGUUCCAAAUCAAAUCUAAAAUUGAUACUCAUGUAUAAAAAAUGACAUUGUGCAGAAAAAAAACGCACCCAAAACUUUAAAAAUAAAUAAAUAAUUGACCCAA
This is a messenger RNA of Gavia stellata (red-throated loon), 1002 nucleotides long. It is a transcript of the gene CMTM8, whose product is annotated as CKLF like MARVEL transmembrane domain containing 8. The record is from RefSeq and is a predicted model, not a curated record. The coding region runs from base 1 to 546 and encodes 181 amino acids. Lineage: Eukaryota; Metazoa; Chordata; Aves; Gaviiformes; Gaviidae. Gene Ontology annotation, cellular component: membrane. Gene Ontology annotation, molecular function: structural constituent of myelin sheath. Gene Ontology annotation, biological process: myelination. The transcript has 4 exons.